AUGCUAAACCGGGUGCGCUCGGCCGUGGCGCACCUGGUGAGUCCGGGAGGCGCUUCGCCUCCGCGCCCCAAGUCCCCCGAUCUGCCCAGCGCGAGCUCGGCGCCGGCCGUCUCUGCCGCAGAAGCGUCCAAGAGCCCCCCGGCGAGGCCCGGGAGCGGGGCGCCCACGAAGACCGUAGAUGCCCGGGCGAGCUUCUCCAGACCGACCUUUCUGCAGCUGAGCCCCGGGGGGCUGCGACGCGCCGACGACCACGCGGGCCGGGCUGUGCAGAGCCCCCCGGACACGGGCCGCCGCCUGCCUUGGAGCACAGGCUACGCCGAGGUCAUCAACGCUGGCAAGAGCCGACACAAUGAGGACCAGGCUUGCUGUGAAGUGGUGUAUGUGGAAGGCCGGAGGAGUAGUACGGGGGCUUCCAGAGAGUCUCGUGGAAGCCAGGGACUCUGCUUCUACUACUGGGGCCUCUUUGACGGGCAUGCUGGUGGUGGAGCAGCUGAAAUGGCCUCUCGGCUCCUGCAUCGCCACAUCCGGGAACAGCUAAAGGACCUAGUAGAAAUCCUUCAGAACCCCUCGCCGCCUCCCCUGUGUCUCGCUCCCAGCCCGGGAGCCUCAGGUCCCUCCAGUCCCUCUCACCUGGUUUGUCCUCACUCUUGCUGGUCUCCACAGAAGGAAGUAACCCAUGAGAGCCUGGUGGUAGGGGCCAUUGAGCAUGCCUUCCAGCUCAUGGAUGAGCAGAUGGCCCAGGAGCGACGUAGCCACCAAGCGGAGGGGGGCUGCUGUGCAUUGGUUGUCGUGUACCUGCUAGGCAAGGUGUAUGUGGCCAAUGCAGGGGACAGCAGGGCCAUCAUUGUCCGGAAUGGUGAAAUCAUUCCAAUGUCUCGGGAGUUCACCCCGGAGACAGAGCGCCAGCGUCUUCAGCUGCUUGGUUUCCUGAAACCAGAGCUGCUGGGCAGUGAGUUCACCCACCUUGAGUUUCCCCGAAGAGUUCAGCCCAAGGAGCUGGGGCAGAGGAUGCUGUACAGGGACCAGAACAUGACUGGCUGGGCCUACAAAAAGAUUGAACUGGAGGAUCUCAGGUUUCCUCUGAUCUGUGGGGAGGGCAAAAAGGCUCGGGUGAUGGCCACCAUUGGGGUGACCCGAGGCUUGGGAGACCACAACCUUAAGGUCUGCAGUUCUACCCUGCCCAUCAAACCUUUCCUCUCCUGCUUCCCUGAGGUACGAGUAUAUGACCUGACUCAGUAUGAACACUGUCCAGACGAUGUGCUAGUCCUGGGGACAGACGGCCUAUGGGAUGUCACCAAUGACUAUGAGGUAGCUGCCACUGUGGACAGAGUGCUGUCAGCCUAUGAGCCCAAUGACCCCAGCAGGUAUACAGCUCUGGCCCAAGCUCUGGUCCUGGGGGCCCGGGGCACCCCCCGGGACCGUGGCUGGCGUCUCCCAAACAACAAGCUGGGUUCCGGGGAUGACAUCUCGGUCUUCGUCAUCCCCCUGGGAGGGCCAGGCAAUUACUCCUGAAGGGGCUCCCCCAUCCCGCUCACCACCAUCCCGGCCUCUCCAAACUUACCCUUCCCCAACCCAGAUGCUGAAGUAUGUCCAUGACUCUUCAGUGGCAAUUUAACUGACAAAGGGAUGCUCACUAGAUCCGGAAUUACAGCUACUGGCAAAUAAAUCAGAUGGACAAA
This is a messenger RNA of Jaculus jaculus (lesser Egyptian jerboa), 1679 nucleotides long. RefSeq names its product protein phosphatase, Mg2+/Mn2+ dependent 1J (gene Ppm1j). The record is from RefSeq and is a predicted model, not a curated record. The transcript is spliced from 10 exons. Gene Ontology annotation, molecular function: protein serine/threonine phosphatase activity. NCBI's taxonomy places the organism in Eukaryota, Metazoa, Chordata, Mammalia, Rodentia, Dipodidae. Gene Ontology annotation, biological process: protein dephosphorylation. The coding region runs from base 1 to 1512 and encodes 503 amino acids.